Molecule: messenger RNA, 970 nt
Organism: Spodoptera exigua (beet armyworm)
Lineage: Eukaryota; Metazoa; Arthropoda; Insecta; Lepidoptera; Noctuidae
Source: the annotation of a GenBank genome assembly
GAAUGUCUUCGAUAGAUUUUGACCCUGCGAUAAAGUUGUGUUUAAAAUAUUUGCAUUCAAGUGCAUCUGAUUCCACUGAACAACUGCGGUUGACUUUAGAUGACCAUAUUCGUCAAACGUAUGGAAGUUCCAAAACCCUCGGCAACGUUUUACCGAAGAAAUACUUGAAUGAAGAAAAAUUAGAAUCACCAAGAUCCAAGCACAAGACAGAAAAGUCAUCGUCUACCAAAACUGUGGCACUGCCUCAACAAAGUCCACAGCAAAUACAAAUACCUGAGCGUGAAAAUGAUGACGGAUCUGUUAUGGAUGGAGAAUUAUCUCUGGAUCUAUUAGAAGAAGAUUUGACUUGUGCUGUAUGCAGGCAAAUUUCAGUUCAAGCCGGCAAUCGCUUGGUGGAAUGUGAUGUAUGCUGCGCGCUCUACCAUCAGGAUUGCCACAAACCAGUAAUUAGUGACAAUGAUAUAGCAGCAGGAUGGCAGUGUGCAUCCUGUUUAGCAUCACAAGGGAUUACUGGGAAUUACAUCAAGGCAACACCCAAAUCUCCUUCUAACAUAUCUGGUUCUUCGACUCCAGUUAAAAUAUCCUCAAGCAGUUCUUCUUCAUCAUCUCCUUCAAAAGUGGUGACUCCUAACAUCAACAUUAUAUCUGCAGAUAAGAGGCUGCAGAUUAUGAAGAAGAAGGCUGCUAAACAGCAUGAGAAGAAGAAAUCUAAAUGAUAAUAACUCUUUGUUUCUUAUGAAACAAAGUAAAUAGCAGAUGGCACAAAUAUGUUAAGGAAUGAAUACUGAAUGAAUAACAGUAUAUUUUUUAAAUAUAUCUCCUAUGCAUCUUAAAAUCUUUCCUAAUAUAUGUACAUGUAGCUCAUUAAAUAAGUAAGAAGCUUCGCUAUUAUUCACUAUUUAAUGUUUAUAUCUCAAAUAACUGUAUAUAUCAAUAUACUGUAUUAAAAAUAAAGAUGAUGAAUUAGGUA